Tripterygium wilfordii is the source of this 2048-nucleotide messenger RNA. Its product is annotated as WRKY transcription factor 72B-like. Bases 89 to 1792 code for a protein of 567 amino acids. The transcript has 5 exons. Lineage: Eukaryota; Viridiplantae; Streptophyta; Magnoliopsida; Celastrales; Celastraceae. The record is from RefSeq and is a predicted model, not a curated record. Gene Ontology annotation, molecular function: DNA-binding transcription factor activity; sequence-specific DNA binding. Gene Ontology annotation, biological process: regulation of DNA-templated transcription.
UACAAACAAAGCUCGUCAGUUUUUCUACAAUUAAUUAAGGGUUUGAAGAAAAUAUUUAUCAAGAACAAAUUACAAGAAGAUAGCAACCAUGGAGGACGAUUUUAAGGAAGAUAGAAGGGUUGAUGAUCCUGAUAGUUCGAGUCACAAGGAGGAGAAGGUUGGAACGAAAAGACAAUACAGUGAAAACGACGACGUAAAGCCAUCUUCUUCAUCAAAACAAAACAAUUUAAGCCACACCAAGCAGGAUGAUCAAGUACUUGAAUCAGCCAGAGCAGAAAUGGGAGAGGUUAGAGAAGAGAAUCAGAGGCUUAAAAUGCGCUUGGAUAGGAUAAUGAAGGAUUACCAGACCCUUCAAAUGCAAUUCCACGACAUUGUUCAACAUGAUCAUCAACCAAAGAAACUCACUACAAACCCUAACAAUCCUCAUCUAGAGAUCGAAGAACCUGAUCAGCUUGUCUCGCCAAGCCUCAGACGGUUUUCUUGCGAUGUAAGGAAGGAUGACGAGAAGAAGAAAAGCUCAAGCAUUGAGAAGAAUGCUAUUAGGGAGGAUCAUCAUGAACAAAUUGAUUAUCGAGAUGGAUUGAAUCUUGGACUGGGAUGCAAGUUUGAAGCAUCAAAGUCAGAUGCAAGUGAUCCUCCAAACAGUAGUUUUGAAGAACAACAAAAGGACGACGCCGCGGAUACUAAUUGGAUUCCUAAUAAAGUUCUCAAGACAAGUAAAAGUGUUGGAGGAGACGAUGAAGUUUUGCAACAAAACCCUGUCAAGAAAACUAGGGUUUCUGUUAGAGCUAGAUGUGAUGCCUCAACGAUGAAUGAUGGAUGCCAGUGGAGGAAAUAUGGACAAAAGAUCUCAAAGGGAAACCCUUGUCCUCGCGCUUAUUAUCGUUGUACUAUUGCACCAUCGUGCCCCGUAAGAAAACAGGUUCAAAGAUGUGCUGAAGACAUGUCAAUCUUAAUCACAACAUAUGAAGGAACUCACAACCACCCACUUCCAAUCUCCGCAACGGCAAUGGCUUCCACCACCUCUGCGGCCGCCUCUAUGCUAUUAUCCGGCUCAUCCUCCCGCUCCCAAGCCGGCCCCGGCCCUUCCACAACCGCAGCCGAUCUUCAUGGACUCAAUAAUUACUAUCAAUCAGCAGCUGAUGCAUACAAGUCCAGCCAAUUCUACAUUCCUGGUUCUUCAUUCUCAUCUUCAUCACACAAUUCACACCCAACAAUCACUCUUGACCUCACUUCAUUCCCACCAUCAUCAUUAUCAUCAUAUAAUUCACUCUCCCACUUCAAUAGAUUCUCUUCAAUCCCUAAAUUUUCUUCCACAAAUCUUAACUUUAGUUCCUCUGAAUCUUCCACAAUGCCAUGGAGCAACAAUGGGUCGUCAUUCCUCAGCUAUAAUAGGAACCAAAUUGGAUUUCUUAGUAAUAGUUACCAAAACUACAUGCACAAGAACAACAUUAAUCCAAUAAUAAGACCUCCUCCUCCCUCUCCUCAACAACAACAAUUCUUGCAAGAGAGUACUAUUGCCGCGGCGACUAAGGCAAUCACAGCUGACCCAAGUUUCCAAUCAGCAUUGGCAGCCGCUCUUACGAAGAUCAUCGGUGAUACUAACGGCGCGGAUCAAAGAGGCAAUAAUAAUGGAUGUGGAUUAACAACUUACUUGAACAAUAAUACAUCUUCAACUAAUCUUCAUCAGCCAGGAGGAGGUUUAUCGUUUGUGGCUCCAGCUUCACUCCCAUUUUCCAUCCCUAGGAGUUCAGCUGCUUCUAAGGCAGAAAAUGGAGACCAAACCAAUUGAUGGGUUUGUGGGUGCUCAUUGAUAUAUGUAAGAUAAAGAAUUAAUUAUGUGCAUUGGAUAUUUUCCUCUCUCUCUCUCUCUCUUUUUCCUUGAUUUUGUUGGGACAAAGUGCUUAAUUUGUUGAGUACAAGAUGUUGCUGUUUAAGUAAGAUAGGUUGAAAUCCACAUAGUUGAGGUUUUUUGUUUUUUUCAUCGUUGUAGAAUUAAACAGGUGCACAUGUAUAAGCUUGAGAUUAAGAUUUAUAUUCCUUCAUAA